ACGGUUUUUGCACUUUUGCACUACAGAUUACUACAGAAAACGAAACAUAUAGACAAUUUUUCACUCCAAAAUUGGAAAAUCAUACCAUUUCUUCUCUCCCUUUUUUCCUCAUUUCUUUUCUGGGGUUUCUCUUGUUUUUCAGGUUUUACAAUCUAUAUAACUCUUAGUAGUAUUUCAAAUAAAGACUUCUUUUUAUAAUACGUAUUUUUUCCCAUUGAAAAAUAUGGUGGUUAUGGUUUCACGUACUGGCCGGCAUUUGCAGCGUUAUAACAAAGGUCGUCGUCAAAUUGUUGGGUGUAUACCGUACAGAUAUAAAGAUAUUAUUGACCUAUCUAUGGCGGCCGAAGAUGCAUUUGAAGUUCUUCUCAUAAGUCCUCAGAGAAAAGGAAAAGGAUUGUUGUUUCCAAAGGGAGGUUGGGAAAAGGAUGAAACAAUUGAAGAUGCAGCAAGACGCGAGACAAUAGAGGAAGCUGGUGUUUGUGGCGAUGUUGAGGGCAAACUAGGAAUAUGGUACUUUGAGAACAAAAACGGCGAUACUGCCUAUGAAGGGCACAUGUUUCCUUUAUUUGUAACAGAGGAGCUAGAUUGUUGGCCUGAGAAAGACAUCCGCGAAAGAUUUUGGAUGAGCGUGCGAGAAGCAAGAAAACUCUGCCAAAAUGGGUGGAUGAAAGAAGCAUUGGAGUUGUUAGUUAGUCGACUCGCAUCACAAAGAAGAGGGACUAAAGUCGACCUAUUUUCAAGAAUCAACCGUAGCUCCAGUGGCCAUGGAACUGUUUUGCAUUUGGGUUGCAGGGCUCAAGUACUUACUCCACCACCACCAAGUCCUGCGGAAGAGGCCUAGUUUCCAUCAGCCUAACGGAGGAGUUUAAAAUGUUUAGGACGAAGGUAAAAAGUAGCUUGUAAAUAGGUAAUCAAUGAUGAACCCCUAACCGUUUGAUCUAGUGGUAAGUGCAUAGCAUGUGAUGUGUGUAUUAGGCGCACGUCAUGUUUUUCCAACAUUGCCGCAGAUAAAAAGCCUGGUAUUUAAGUGGAUAAGACUAGAAAGGUGACCUCAGUAUCCACCGAGUUUCAAACCAUGCACCACAGACUAUCGGGGAUUUUUUCGGUUAUCAAAAACUAGGAAAUCAAUGGUGAUGGAGUAAGUUAGAGCAAUCUGUUUUAACCAUGGAAGUAUUUAGUUUUUGUUUUGUUUUGUUUUCUCCAAAUUGGAGUUAUGUAAAUGCAUGAUAGACUUACCAUCUCACUGUCUUUUUUAGGAUCUUUACCUUUGUAUAAAGGUACUCUGUAAUUAGUGUCUGAAGAUGGUGAAGUUACCUUUACGUUUUCACGUCUUUAAAAGAUCCGAAUCUUGUUUAAUUUUUCCAGAACUACAUAGAAAUAUGGUUUUGGUUUAA
Molecule: messenger RNA, 1394 nt
Organism: Nicotiana attenuata
Lineage: Eukaryota; Viridiplantae; Streptophyta; Magnoliopsida; Solanales; Solanaceae
Product: nudix hydrolase 18, mitochondrial-like
Exons: 5
Coding region: 224-841 (205 amino acids)
Cellular component (GO): cytoplasm; nucleus
Molecular function (GO): pyrophosphatase activity
Source: RefSeq, a predicted model, not a curated record